Molecule: messenger RNA, 630 nt
Organism: Arabis nemorensis
Lineage: Eukaryota; Viridiplantae; Streptophyta; Magnoliopsida; Brassicales; Brassicaceae
Source: the annotation of a GenBank genome assembly
AUGAGUUUCAACGGGAUGAUUUAUCUGUUGGAAWGAGCUUCGUGUCCUUCUAGUUUCCUUAUAGCUCAUGACUUCUAUAUCCCUGAAGAAGGUAUUGGUCAAUGUCGGGUUAUACCUCUCCCUCUCCCGGAUAACAGACACGUUAGGAGAUGUUUGACUACUUCAGGAGGAGAUGUUAUCUACAUUGAAUUACUAGAUCAAAGAUUGAAGGUUUGGAGGCUGAAUAAUAGCAACAACUCUAAGAGUAGUGAAUGCUGGCAAUUGUUACGGCGAGAGAUCAAUAUGACGUUUGUCCGAUUUGAUGUUGAUUGUAUUCCUUUGGCAAUGAAUGCGUUUGAUGCUGAUAUCGUCUAUCUAUGGAAUCUACAACACGGUCGUUUGGUAUCCUGUAACUUGCAGAAACAAGAGUUUAUUCUUCAUCUAGAAUCAGGGAAUUGGAGUAGCAGUGAAGGUUGUUUUUCGUCCAAUUCUAAGGAGUAUGUGGAAGUUAAUCGUUAUUCAAUUUCGGCCGUCAAGAAAAUAGAGAAGAGUGAGAACGAGCUAGGUCAAGAAGCUUCCAAGUUCUAUAAGAUGGCGUAUGCGGUAUAUCCUUCGCCGGUUUUGUUUAUGAACGACUACAAUAUGAUGUAA